Molecule: messenger RNA, 729 nt
Organism: Quercus robur (English oak)
Lineage: Eukaryota; Viridiplantae; Streptophyta; Magnoliopsida; Fagales; Fagaceae
Product: flavonol 7-O-beta-glucosyltransferase UGT74F1-like
Exons: 3
Coding region: 1-729 (242 amino acids)
Source: RefSeq, a predicted model, not a curated record
AUGGCAGAGAAUGCAUCAGUAACACAACAUCUGAAUGAAUUUAACACCAUCACAAAUCAGCUAUCUUCUGUAGAAAAUGAUUUUAAUGAUGAGAUUUGUGGCACUGAUCGUUUUGGCUUCAUUGCCAAACAGUUGAGGGGCUAUGAGAAUGACAGGUCUAGCACUGAAGAGAUUAAUAAUCUGAAGAAGCAAUUGUCAAAACAGUUUACAAUGAAAGAUUUGGGAGCUGUAAAACAAAUCCUUGGUAUGAGAAUCAUUAGAGGCAAGGCUAAUGAUACAUUGAAGCUUUCACAGACAGACUCAGAUGGCUAUGAUGAAGGUGGAUAUAGGGAAGCUCCUAGUACAGAAGCCUACUUCGAGUCGUUUAAAUCAGUUGGUUCAAAAGCUUUAGCAGAGCUCAUAUCAAAGUUCAAAGACUCAGCCUCACCAGUAAACUGUGUUGUGUAUGACUCUUUGCUUCCAUGGGCUUUUGAUGUGGCCAGGAAAUUUGGCAUUAAUGGAGCAGUAGUAUUCUUGACAAACUCAGCUUCUGUAUGCUCCAUGUACUGGCAUAUCGAUCAUGGUUGCCUGACUUUGCCAGUGAAGCGAAGAACUGAGCUUGUGUUGUUGCCUGGAUUACCUUCACUUGGCCUUUUUGACUUGCCUAGUUUUCUUGCUCAGCCUUCAAGUAAUUCUGCAUAUUUGGUAGUGAUUGUGGAAAAAUUUACUUGUUUGGAUAAAAAUGACUGA